Molecule: messenger RNA, 258 nt
Organism: Aureobasidium subglaciale EXF-2481
Lineage: Eukaryota; Fungi; Ascomycota; Dothideomycetes; Dothideales; Saccotheciaceae
Exons: 1
Source: RefSeq, a predicted model, not a curated record
GCGGUUGUUUUUGUGAGAUUUAUGAGGUCUCGCACACUGGACAAUGCAAGUCCAAGAGUGGUCAUGAUCGGCGUCGAUGGCGUAGAAGCUCGCGGGCUGACGCUACUGAAUAGCCUACAACCAUAUGGUGUUGAUACCUCAAUUAUUAUUCGCAGGCAAGGUCGCACUGAACCCUCGACAACUAACACUGCCGUUAUCAAGAUGUACGAACGCGCUGGUCAAAAUCGUAUCAUCCUGGUCCCAGGUGCAAAUGCCUGA